This is a messenger RNA of Mesoplodon densirostris (Blainville's beaked whale), 1506 nucleotides long. RefSeq names its product ankyrin repeat domain-containing protein 42-like. Lineage: Eukaryota; Metazoa; Chordata; Mammalia; Artiodactyla; Ziphiidae. Gene Ontology annotation, molecular function: protein binding. The record is from RefSeq and is a predicted model, not a curated record.
UCGCACCAUGCCCGGGGUGACCGGUUUAGGCCCCUCCACCUUCUCCGUGGAAACUGCGACCCCGUGUGCCAGGAAGAAAAUGCAUUUUGGUAGCAUACAUGAUGCAGUACGCGCUGGAGAUGUAAAGCAGCUUUCAGAAAUAGUAGAACGUGGUGCCAGCAUUAAUGAAGUUGAUGUUCUCCAUAAAUUUACCCCUUUACAUUGGGCAGCACAUUCUGGCAGUUUGGAGUGUCUUCAUUGGCUCCUCUGGCAUGGAGCUGAUCUCUCACAAGCAACCGUGAGAGGUUGGACGGCAGCUCACAUAGCUGCCAUGGGACAGGAUGCUUGCAUGCAGGCUCUUAUAAUUAAUGGAGCCAAUCUGGCAGCUCAAGAUGAUCGUGGAUGCACUCCUUUACACCUUGCUACAACACACGGACAUUCUUUCACUUUACAAAUAAUGCUCCGAAGUGGAGUGGAUCCUAGCGUGACUGAUAAGAGAGAGUGGAAACCUGUGCGUUAUGCAGCUUUUCAUGGGCGGCUUGGCUGUUUGCAACUUCUCAUUAAAUGGGGAUGUAGCAUAGAAGAUGUGGACUACAAUGGAAACCUUCCAGUUCACUUAGCAGCCAUGGAAGGCCACCUUCACUGUUUUAAAUUCCUACGCAGUAGAAUGAACAGUGCCUCCCAAGCUUUGAAAGCCUUCAGUGAUAAUGGAGAAAAUGUAUUGGACCUAGCCCAGAGGUUCUUUAAGCAGAACAUUUUACAGUUUAUCCAGGGGGCUGAGUAUGAAAGAAAUGAUCCAAAAGAUCAAGAAACUUUAGCAUUUCCAGGUCAUGUGGCUGCCUUUAAGGGUGAUUUGGAAAUGCUUAAGAAAUUAAUAGAAGAUGGAGUAAUCAGUAUUAAUGAACGUGAUAAUAAUGGAUCAACUCUUAUGCAUAAAGCUGCUGGGCAAGGCCACAUAGAGUGUUUGCAGUGGCUAAUUAAAAUGGGAGCAGACAGUAAUAUUACCAACAAAGCAAGGGAGAAACCCAGUGAUGUGGCUAAGAGUAUGCGGGCCUCUCACUGUUGCGGCUUCUCCCAUUGCGGAGCACAGGCUCCGGACACACAGGCUCAGCGUCCAUGGCUCACGGGCCCAGCCGCUCCACGGCAUGUGGGAUCCUCCCGGACCGGGGCAUGAACCCGUGUCCCCUGCGUCGGCAGGCGGACUCUCAACCACUGUGCCACCAGGGAAGCCCUCCCCUAACCUGUUGAAGGAUGUCUUGUUUGUAUCUACUUUUUGGGGAUUAUGAAUAAAGCUGCUAUAAACAUUCACAUACAGAUUUUUGUGUGAACAUAAGUUUUCAGUUCACUUGAGUAGUACGUAGGAAUAGGAUUGCUGAGUCAUAUGCUAAGAGGGUGUGUUUAUCUUUAUAAGAAACUGCCACAGUGCCUUCCAAAGUGACUGCACCAAUUUGCAUUCCAUCAGCAGUGGAUGAGUGUUUCUGUUGCUUCUUAUCUUGCCAGCAUUUGACAUUGUCAGAUUUUUUGAUU